Molecule: messenger RNA, 1944 nt
Organism: Sungouiella intermedia
Lineage: Eukaryota; Fungi; Ascomycota; Pichiomycetes; Serinales; Metschnikowiaceae
Source: the annotation of a GenBank genome assembly
AUGUCAUCGCCCUCUCGACAGGUGAUCGACCCUGCAAUGUACAGCUACGCGGAUCUGGCCCCUUCAAACAAGCACAACUCCACCACCACCACCACUUCCACGGCAUCCUCGGGUGGUGUUCUCCCUCCAGCAUCAAAACUUCUCCCUUCCACAUCACAAGGUGGCAGUGCUCCGCUCACAGGCUGGACACCAUUGAUCUCGCGUACGUUUUCAAACGAAAUAAUUUCUCACAACUCGACUCCGAGCUCCAAAAUGCUUCCCUCGAUGUAUAAACAGGGAACCAACCCAGGAUCUGCGUCAGGCUACCAGAAUGUCCUGGAUUAUGAUUAUCCAGGAUUGAACUUGACCCCCUUUUUGACUCACAACUUGAAUCUCAUGAACAAUCCGAAUAGUGCUGGCAACUUCUCGAAUAACAUCAACUUCACUCCUUUCUAUGACAAGUCCAUGCACUUGGCAGACUUCUUCAUGGAGUCUCCCAUUAGAAAGACUCCUCUGAAGAUCGAGACCAUCACUCCGUCCAAGUUUUCCAUAAACCAGGGCCUGCUGGGCCCAUCACGAACUCUCGAGGCCAAGUUGAACUCUGCACUUUCGCUGAAACGUUCAAUUACUCAAAUUGACACCCCUGCUAGACACCCAUAUAAGAAAUACGAUUUGGGCAACAAAGCAGACUCUGAAGACCUGGACUCCGAGGACAAAGACGAUAAUGAAAAUGUCUUGAAUGCCCCCAAGGGAUACGGAGAUAACUUUGUCACUCCUUCGAAGAAGAAAGUCUUGCAUGAGGUUGGUGUGAACACGUUGAACAAGACGCCGAAUGUUCAUAAUUCUGCCAAAGCAAAGAACUUAUACCAGACGCCAGCAAAACCAAGUCUUGUGUCUUCUCCAUCCACUGUCAUCAUGUCUAGUGCUGCAAGAUCACCAGACAACGAGGUCAUCAAACAAAUGCCUCCAAGUCCGACUCCGCUUAAGGAUAAAAUUGAGGUUGCUGAGCCAAUCAUGGGAAUAUUCUCUGAGAAAAAGACUCAAGAGCCAAAACCAGCCAGAAAGCAAAAGAAGCAGCUGUCAGGAAUGAACAGGUUCCAAAUCGUUUUCACUGACGUGCACACUUUGAUGAAUAGUCGGAAAAAGAAAAACUCCGGUAACGCAUCGUCUUCUAAGCCAGAAAGAAGUGAAAAGAAGCGGAGCCACCAAAGGCUACCGAGCAACAAUUUGCAGUCGCCUUCGACCAACUUUUCAAACCAAAACCAAGCAUCCUAUCCCUCGUUCCAGCAGGCACUGUCAAGUCUUUCGGCUUCGCAGGAUUUCAAUAGCACUAUAAACACAUCCAGAGAAUUUAGCGUGCUUGGGAAUAAUUCAACAGUGAACACAACCAACUCAAAUCUCAACGUUACUUCCGACCAUUCAUCAUUUGAACUUAUGCACGGAGGCUUAAUGUCUACACCUAAUGGCAAAUACUUGCUUGAUAAUCUGUUUGAAAGAGGUUCGCCCCAGUCUAUUAAUCAAAUGCCAAUGACCCAUAUCAACAUGGAGGCUAAGAGUCACGAGCAUAUGAGACACGGAAACACUCAGCACAUGCCACCACCACCCAAGUCUCUACAACAGGCCGCACAGCAGGCAUUGCGCCAUGAUCAACAACAGCCCAUGAACAUGAUGAUGAGCACGCCUCAACACGAGCACAUCAACGGACAUCCUGGCGUAUAUCACAGUGACGAGUAUUCCCCAUCCAACAAGGACUCUAUGGCAUACAUGUACCAUCAAUUGCAUCAAUUUCACAAUAUGAACUCACCAGGCAAUAUGAACUUGCACAACAUGCAUCGACAACCUCCUCCGCAAAUGAUCCAGGAACAACAGCAUCCUAAUUUGCACGACAAGCAUGAACCACUUCCACAGAACACGGGGUCCAAAACCAAGGCCCGCAAGAAGCGAGUGCGUAGCAGGGCCAAAUAA